Drosophila biarmipes is the source of this 576-nucleotide messenger RNA. Its product is annotated as follistatin-related protein 1. The record is from RefSeq and is a predicted model, not a curated record. NCBI's taxonomy places the organism in Eukaryota, Metazoa, Arthropoda, Insecta, Diptera, Drosophilidae. Gene Ontology annotation, molecular function: protein binding. Bases 190 to 486 code for a protein of 98 amino acids. The transcript has 2 exons.
UGUCGGCAUCGAAAAGUUGCGUUCUACGUUCUGCGACUGACUGGAAAGUACAUAGCAAAGUUAACCAAUCGUAUUUCCUAAAAAAUAGAAACAAACAAGUGAAAAUUCUUAUCAAGCUCCGAUCAGCAAACAGAAUUAAGAGCCGCUCCCUAAUUUGUGCUGCUAUGAUUACAUUUCUGUGAGCUAAAAAUGCCAUUUAGGAUGCAUAAUUUAGCAAUUGGUUCUGAGAGGAAAAUUUGCUUGGCUUGGUUUCUGAUCUCCGACAUUUUUAUGUUUCUUGCGCUGUCUGUGUCGGUGCCAGUUAUUGCCAGAGGUUCAGCCUGUAAAGCUAUUACUAGCUGCGAUCCAUUCCUGCCAGUCUGCGCGGCCUCGACAAAUGAGCACCAAUUUUUCUACAGCCACUGUGAAAUGUUGCGUGACGCCUGCCUUACGGGAAAGGAUUGGAAAACCGAUUACUUCAGCCAUUGCAAUGUCAGUAAGCUUUAGUCCUUAUGGAUAAGUUCGAAGGUUGACUUUAGAACGAACAAGUUCAAACAACUGGAUUUAUGUAUAUACAAACAUUUAUAAUAAAACGGC